Messenger RNA from Closterium sp. Yama58-4, 771 nucleotides. The record is from the annotation of a GenBank genome assembly. Lineage: Eukaryota; Viridiplantae; Streptophyta; Zygnematophyceae; Desmidiales; Closteriaceae.
AUGGAGGCAGACGGCAGCACGAUCGGAAGCGAGUUCGAAAAUGCGACGCGUGCGACGUGCGUAACACGCGCGACGCGCAAUGUGGACGACGCGCAGUCGCAUGACCCAUCGUCAGAAGUUAACGGCGUGGAGCAGACACCCGUGAAGCCAGGAGAGACAGAACAAACUGACAGAGGAGACUUCGUUGACGGUUUCCGUCACAAAGUCGGCGAGCUGCUCCGUUGGAGCGAGGCGGAGCCGCCAGCAGGAUACCGGCCCAACGUGGGACUAUGCAUAGUUAAUCAGCAGGGUCUUGUGCUGGUCGCGUCGCGAUUGGACCAGCCUGACACGUGGCAGAUGCCGCAGGUACGCGUCUCCGUGCGCCACGGCGAAGGCGGAAUAGACGUGGCGCGGGGCGAGGGAGUGUGGGAGGCGGGACUGCGCGAGCUGGAGGAAGAGACGGGCAUAGCGCCUCGCUCCGUGCUGCGCGUGGGCGAGAUGGGGGAGUGGCUGUGCUACCGCUACCCCCCUGCAGUCAUUCCGCGCCUAGCCCAGCGGUGGGGGAGGGAGUGGCAGGGACAGGCGCAGCGAUGGUUGCUGAUGCGCUUUGAAGGGAAGGAUUCAGAGGUGUGCCUGGAGGGGCUGGGGGGAGAGUCAGCGGAGUUUGGAGCGUGGCAGUGGGUGCCUGCGCCUCAAGUCAUUGCCAUGGCUAAUGGUCUCAAGCGCCCUGUCUACACUGCCGCCUUCAAGAGGUUUGCAGAAAUAAUGGGACAGAAGGAUUGGCAUUUAUGA